This is a messenger RNA of Solanum verrucosum, 3189 nucleotides long. Its product is annotated as glutamate receptor 2.8-like. Bases 63 to 2969 code for a protein of 968 amino acids. The transcript has 5 exons. Gene Ontology annotation, cellular component: plasma membrane. The record is from RefSeq and is a predicted model, not a curated record. Gene Ontology annotation, molecular function: glutamate-gated receptor activity. Lineage: Eukaryota; Viridiplantae; Streptophyta; Magnoliopsida; Solanales; Solanaceae.
UUGCACAAGCACAACUGCUUGUUGCCCAACUCUCAGACUACUUGCUACCAGAGUUAUUUCAAAUGCAUAAUCCAAGAUGCCACUUUCUAAUUCUUUUCAUUCAACUUAUCUCCAUCAUUAGCUUUUACCACUAUGUAAUUCCAAUAAGAGGUGAAGAUAAUAACACUAGUGCUGUAAAGGUGGAUGUGGGUAUAAUUCUUGAUCUGGAAACAGAUGUGGGAAAAGUAAUGCACAUAUCUGUCUUACUAGCACUUGAAGAUUAUCAUGCCAACGCUAGUCGCGGUGCCAUAAGGAUAGUUCCUCAUAUCAAGGAUUCCAAGAAAGAUGAUGUUGAAGCAACAUCUGCUGCCAUAUACUUGCUAAAGGAUGUCCAAGUGCAAGCUAUCUUUGGGCCACAAAUGUCUACACAAACUGAUUUUGUGAUCGACUUAGGGAACAGAGUAAAAGUCCCUAUAAUUUCUCCAGCAACAAGUCCUUUACUUACAGUCAAGGAAAAUCCCUACUUCAUCAGAGCAGCACUUCCUUCUUCAAGCCAGACUAAGGCCAUUGCAGCACUUGUUAAAAACUUUGAUUGGAGGGAGGUUGUGGUAAUCUAUGAGGAUAGCCCCUAUGGGUUCGGGAUAGUUCCACAUUUGACUGAUGCCUUACUGGAAAUCAGCAGUUUAGUUUCCUAUAGAAGUGUUCUCUCUCCGUCAGCCAAUGAUGAUCAAAUUCUCAAGGAGUUAUACAAUUUGAAUACAAAGCAGACCAGGGUGUUUGUCGUGCACUUGCGACCAUAUCUUGCCUCCCGCCUUUUUCUCAAGGCUAAAGAAGCAGGGAUGAUGAGCAGUGGAUAUGCAUGGAUCAUGACAGAUGUGCUAACGAGUAUUCUGGACUUGGUAGAUCAUUCAGUCAUUGAGUCAUCAAUGCAAGGUGUUCUGGGUAUAAAACCUUACAUUCCAAGAUCAAAUCAGCUUAACAAUUACACGAAGAGAUGGAGAAAGAGAUUCCGUCAAGAGUAUCCAGACAUGGACCAAAUAGAACUCAAUGCUUUCGGGCUAUGGGCAUACGAUGGCAUCACCUUAUUAGCAGAAGCAGUAGGGAAAUUGGGCACUACUGCUAUCCCAAAAUUAAAGAAACCAGACACUAGAGAGAACUUAACAGACUUAGACGCACUUGGAACGUCAGAAGUGGGAUCUCAGCUCAUUGACUCUAUGCGAAACACAGUGCUAAAACAAGGAUUAAGUGGUGAUUACCGUAUCAUCGAUGGAGAACUGCAGCCAUUCCCAUAUCAGAUUGUGAAUAUAAUUGGGAAAGGAGAGAAAAGCAUUGGAUUUUGGACGGAGAAGGAUGACAUUUCGUGUAAACUGAAGAAUGGUAAAACAGCAGCUAAGUGUAAUAAUAAGCAACUAGGAGCCAUUUUUUGGCCAGGUGAUUCAACUAUUGUUCCAAGAGGCUGGGAAAUGCCCACAAGUGGGAAGAAGUUAAGGAUUGGAGUUCCUCUCAAAGGAGGGCUGGAGCAACUCAUUAAAGUGGAAAGAGAUUCAAAAACACAAGCAGUAACAGCAACUGGUUUCUGUGCAGAUGUCUUCAAAGAAGUCAUCCUAUCUUUGCCAUAUGCUCUCCCUUACGAAUUUAUUCCAUUUCCAAUACAAGAUCCCCUCACUCUUCCAGACUAUGAUGAUCUUGUUCACAAGAUCACUUCUCAGGACUAUGAUGCAGUUGUAGGUGAUGUGACCAUUUUAGCGAGCCGGUCAGAGUAUGUGGAUUUCACAUUACCUUUUAUAGAGUCAGGUAUUUCUGUAGUUGUGCCGGUAAGGGAUGAUGAUAGGAGGGAUGCUUGGAUUUUCUUGAAACCUCUAAAGAGCGAGCUUUGGAUAACAACCGGAGCAUUCUUCGUUUUCAUUGGUUUUGUGGUUUGGGUACUAGAACAUCGUGUAAACAAAGAGUUCCAAGGACCCAAAUGCAAGCAAGUUGGGAUGAUAUUUUGGUUUUCCUUCUCAACUCUCGUUUUUGCUCAUAGAGAGAGGGUAACAAGUAACUUAACAAGAUUUGUGCUGAUAGUGUGGGUUUUUGUGGUUCUGGUGCUGACAUCAAGUUAUACAGCCAGCUUAACAUCUAUGUUAACAGUGCAACAGCUUCAACCUACUAUAACAGACCUCAAUGAUCUCAUCAAGAAUGGAGAAUAUGUCGGGUACCAAGAAGGUUCCUUUGUCAAAGACGUCUUCAUAAAGCGCAUGAAAUUUGACAGCUCCAAGUUCAGAAGUUAUAUCACAUUGGAAGAUUAUGAUGAUGCCCUCUCAAGAGGAAGCAAAAAUGGAGGUGUAGGUGCAAUUGUUGAUGAACUACCUUAUCUCAGACUCUUCCUCAACAAGUACUGCAGGAAGUAUAUUAUGGUCGGCCGGACAUACAAGGCUGCCGGCUUUGGGUUUGCAUUUCCAAAAGGAUCUCCUUUGGUACCUGACGUCUCGAGAGCAGUCUUGAAGGUGAUGGAAGGAGAGUUUAUGAAUAACGUAAUACAGAAAUGGUUUGGGAAUGAAACAGGUUGUCCACAGAAAGAUGAAACGGCUAUAACAUCUGAUAGCCUCACGUUAGAUAGUUUUAAGGGACUUUUCCUCAUAGCUGGUGUAUCAGCAGGCUCCGCUCUUCUCCUAUUCUUCCUCAACUUCCUUAAUCAGAAUAGAGAAAUCUUAGCCACUGAUGAUUCAAUAUGGCAAAAGCUUACAGCAAUUGCAAAAGUCUUUGAUGAAGAGAAAGACAACUCUAAUUCUAUGUCAGAAAAGCCAUCUGAAAGCAAUGGAAGCAAUGCACCUAAACUGCUCGCAGCAAGUGAAGCUUCUCCUGAGAUAUUGCCUGACCUUCCUUUGCAAAUCCCAGAAAUCAGAAUUUCCGACGGACUAGGAGCAUCCCCUGCUGCUGAAGGGUUCUCUACAACAGAACCUGGAACUCCAGUUCAUGAAACCAUUACAGACACAAUUGAAGAAAUAUGACACAUAUAGCUACUACCAUAAUUGUGACACACCUGAAUAGGGCCCUAUAUGAGAUUGCACAGAGAUGAGCUAGCUUUAGGGUUAGUUAAACCAGAUUACAUUAUAUCUUUGUUACUGAUCUUGGCCAGAAUAUUAGCAUCAAGAGGUGGCUCCAGGAUUCCAUUUGAUGGAUUUAACCCUUACUUUUUCUUAGUGGUUUCUUUUUCAAUCUUAUUAUUAC